AUGAAUGCUUUGGCCAACGUGCGUAGUCUUCGGGUGCAAGGUUGCUCAACUUUACAGUUAAUCAAGCAACGGUCGAGCCCUAAGCUUCUAGAGUCUGCUUUAGCCGCCAUGAUCAAGUCCAGCCAAAAUCAAGACUGUUUCUUAAUGAACCAAUUCAUCACUGCCUGCACUUCCUUUAAUCGCCUUGAUCUCGCGGUUUCCUCGAUGACCCAGAUGCAGGGACCUAAUGUUUUCGUCUACAAUGCGUUGAUUUUAGGCUUCGUUACUUGUUCUUACCCGACCCGAUCUCUGGAGUUCUAUGUCCGUAUGCUCAGGGACUCUGUUUCUCCAUCAAGCUACACAUACUCUUCACUCGUAAAGGCCUCUGCUUUCGAUUCUGUGCUUGGGGAAUCGGUUCAGGCGCACAUCUGUAAAUUUGGAUUUUGUUUCCAUGUUCAAAUUCAGACGACUCUCAUUGGGUUUUACUCGGCAUUGGGUAGAAUCAGGGAAGCCAGGAAAGUGUUCGACGAAAUGCCUGAAAGAGAUUAUGUUACUUGGAGCGCAAUGGUUUCUGCUUAUCGCCAGGUCUUGGAUAUGGACUCCGCCAUCUGCUUAGCUAACCAAAUGCCGGAAAAGAACGUCGCUACGUGGAACUGUUUGAUUGAUGGAUACACGAAACUAGGCAAUGUGGAACUAGCUGAGUCAUUGUUCAAUCAGAUGCCAGCGAAGGACAUAAUCUCAUGGACGACUAUGAUCAACGGCUACUCGCACAACAAGAGAUAUAGAGAAGCAAUCUCGGUGUUCUACAAAAUGACAGAGGAAGAGAUUGUUCCUGAUGAAGUGACUAUGUCAACUGUUAUUUCAGCUUGCGCGCAUCUCGGCGUGCUGGAUGUAGGCAAGGAGGUUCAUAUGUACACGGUGCAGAACGGGUUUCUUCUCGAUGUCUACAUUGGCUCUGCACUUGUAGAUAUGUACUCCAAAUGCGGUAGUCUGAAUCGAGCGCUUCUGUGUGUGUGUGAAAAAUCCAGCUUGCAGUUAGCUUUGGAUAAGCGAAGAUCCUUGUAA
Messenger RNA from Thlaspi arvense, 1044 nucleotides. Lineage: Eukaryota; Viridiplantae; Streptophyta; Magnoliopsida; Brassicales; Brassicaceae. The record is from the annotation of a GenBank genome assembly.